This is a messenger RNA of Rhincodon typus (whale shark), 1104 nucleotides long. Its product is annotated as disintegrin and metalloproteinase domain-containing protein 8-like. Gene Ontology annotation, biological process: positive regulation of membrane protein ectodomain proteolysis; positive regulation of cellular extravasation; regulation of cell-cell adhesion. The transcript has 8 exons. Gene Ontology annotation, molecular function: metalloendopeptidase activity; cell adhesion molecule binding. The record is from RefSeq and is a predicted model, not a curated record. Lineage: Eukaryota; Metazoa; Chordata; Chondrichthyes; Orectolobiformes; Rhincodontidae. Bases 1 to 1104 code for a protein of 367 amino acids.
AUGGGGCAGUAUCGACGCUUUCGCUCCGUGGAAGCACUGAGGAACAGGGUGUUUGAGGCAGUGAAUCAUAUUAACCUGCUUUACAAACCGUUGAGGACACACGUGGCUUUGAUUGGUCUGGAGAUCUGGUCCAACGGCGACCAGUUCUUAGUUGAAAAGGAUUCUGGUCGCACUCUGACGAACAUGUUGGAGUGGCGCAGAAUGAAAUUGCUGCCAAGAAAGGAACAUGACAACAUCCAAUUCAUCACGCACGUGGACUUCACUGGUGAUACCAUCGGCCUGGCUCAAGUGAGUGCCAUGUGCACCAGAGGUUCUGGUGCUAUCAACCAGGAUCAUGCCAGCAACGUCCACGGAGUUGCAUCGACGAUGGCGCAUGAGAUGGGCCACAAUCUGGGCAUGAACCACGACGAUGACACUUGCAUGUGUAACUCUGAAUCCUGCAUCAUGUCUCCAGUUCUGAGCUCGGUUCUACCAACAGAGUUUAGCAGCUGCAGCCACCUGCAAUUACAGAAGUUUGUGUUGACCCAUACAGCGGUAUGCCUCCGCGAUACACCCGAGCAGGAAGAGAUUGUGGCGAGGCCGAUCUGCGGGAAUCGCUUCCUGGAGAGAGGGGAGGAGUGUGACUGUGGAACUCCGGAGGAGUGCCUGAACCCAUGCUGUGAUGCUCAGACCUGCAGGCUACGAGAGGGAGUGCAAUGUGCUGAAGGUACCUGCUGCCAGGACUGUAAGGUACUUGUAUUGGUUUUGCAAAGGAGGAGAAUCUCCCUUGUUCCUGAUAACAAAUCAUCCUGUGCCAUCCUCUUCCUAUCUCCCCGACACUUUCCCCUACUCCCUUUCUCCCUCUACCACUCUCCCCCUCCCUUUCUCCCCCUCCAUUUCCCUCAUUCCCUUUCUCUCCAAUCCAGAGAGUUUGCAACUCAGGGGGAUGGAUUCUGUUGGAUGAAAAAGCGAAGAAAAUCUCCUGACACGCGAGAGCAGACUUUGGAGAAUGGGGAAGACACCGUGAGGAAUGACCCUGACAACUGCUUUUGGAAAUUUCGGUCCCUUAGCUUGACACAAUGGUUCAUCGUGGCUUUCUCUGCAGCAUCAGUUACAUGCCACUGA